CGUCGUGUAUUGGUUAAUCGCUCGCAGGUGGCAGUAUGGUACUUGGCAUUGCGUGUUUGAAUGUUGGCCAAAGUACUAACGAUACAAAAUGCGGUUUGCGUGACUUUUAAGUGGAACAUUGGAGUCAAAUUCAACACCAGCGAACAGGUUUGAAGUGUUCCUUUAAUAAGAAUACCUCUGGAGAGCUGAGACUCGCGUCGUUUUUUUUUUUGGGCCUCGGCAGAAGCUUCUGAUCAUUUGAAGGGUAAGAUGCCGCUACAAAUUUGGAUGCCAAGAAAAGAUGUCGUCCGGACCCAGUGCUCUCAUUGCCCUCAAGCGGGUUGAUUGUUUGUAAUGAUGUCAGCCCCUUCGUUUGGGGAGUACACAGAGCUUGAAUCCGCAUCUUUAUCUUGAUCCUCGCAUUGGUUCCUAAAAGCGAAAGACCUACUUCUCAAAGGGUGACGGCUUCUUCCCACCCCGACGAUUAUAAAGAGGAAGAGAGCAGCAGACAGGAGGAACUAAGCAAAGUGGAGGAGGUGCAGGAGGUGAGCCAGCCCCAGCGUGGAGACAGAUAGCAGAAAAAUGCUGCCAUGGGGAGAGAAGGGGAGGGAGUCGGCCGAGAGGAAGAGGAUGAAACGCGACCGGGUGGAGCGGAGCUGAAAUGUUGGAGGCGCUGAAGAAUCAGUGGAUGCCAUGUCGGGGGUGCGGACAGGGCCUUGUCUAAGAGGAAGAAGACUCAGGCCACAGUGAUGGUCCACCUCGGUCUGCAGGAAGCAACUCCCGGAUCGCUCCCAAAACUCGCUGAGCCUUUGCCGCAUUCUCAGCGCCCCGGGCCUCAUCGUUCAUUGACGCGCCAGAGCUACCGUGUGUGCGCACUUGAGGCCAUUUCAAGUGUUUUGAAGCAGGACUUGAGGCGUCGCUUUGGCUGAGUGGAGCUUCGUCUUCCAAGCGUCGCAUCUGCAUCAUCCUGGGGGAUUACAUCAUUGGAUCGGAGGUCUUCGCCCUGACAGCAUGCAGUCCGACGACCUAUUCGUUCGCAAGUUUCGGCGGCAGAACGUGCGGCCGCCCGUCGCCGCCGUCAACUUUGAUCCCAAACGGGAGGCGGGCGUGGUGGAGUGGCCACCCAGGAGGGAUGGAGACGGGUCCGACGGAGACAACCUGACCCCGAGCCGGGCGGGCCUGACUCUGCGCGCGGCGGGCCGGGGCCACAUCAUGCAGAGGAGCAACAGCGACGUGACUUUGGGAGACUUGGACUCUGGCGGGAAGGCCGGAGGGAAAGCUACGCGGGCGGUCGGGGAGAAGGCGGGUGUGGGGGUGCAGGGGGACUCUGGGGUGCUGCUCCACAGAGAAUAUGGAAGUCUCUCCUCCCUGGAGAGACAGACUCAAAUCCAGGAUGCGAACCGAGGGCCCCUUAGCCCAAACGCGCUCCGCUUCAAAGACCCCUUCCUGCUCUUAGGACUCCAAGGCAACCUACCGGAACCCGACGGCUUCUUCAGAAACUUGUCUUCUGCCGCGGGGGACUCCCCAAAGCCUGCAAAGCCCCCCAAGCCCGAAGGUCUCAGUAAGAAAUCCAAACCCGCGCCCCCUCAAAUCCCUCAACCCGGUCCUCAUGAUAACAUCGGGGGCGGCGCUUGGGUGAGGAACUUUGCCCAUUAUGACGUUCAGAGCAUCCUGUUUGACCUCACCGAGGUGGCCAGCAACCGCGACAGCAUCGGACGCAAAAAGAAUAUCACCUCCGGGGCCUCCGCCGCCUCCCAGAUGCGGCCCCUCGCCCACGGCGCGCCCUCCUCGCCCGCCCCGGGCGGCGCGGGCAACGGCGGCGCGGACGACCCCGAGCAGUCGCUGCUGCUGGAUGAGGGCGACGGCAACGACAACGAGCUCCUGCUCAGCUGCCCCCACUUCCGAAACGAGACGGGCGGAGAGGAGCAGGUGGGCCUGGGACGAUCGCAGGCCAGGCGGGGGCUGUGGCUGAGCCCGCGAACCCCCAACGAUGCGGCCUCGGUCCUGGAGGAGCCCAGAGAAAGUCACGUCCAGCAGCAGGGCAAAAGCAACUAUUUUAUAGAACACGCGGAUCUGGGGGCGCAUUAUUAUCGCAAAUAUUUCUACAUGAAAGACCAUCAGAAUUUCUUUGGCAUGGACGAUCGCCUCGGGCCGGUGGCCAUCAGUUUCCGCAGGGAGGAAAAGGAAGGCACCAGCGGCGCUCAGUACAAUUACCGAAUCAUCUUUCGCACCACGGAGAUGAAGACUCUGCGAGGGUCCAUCUUGGAAGAGUCCGUUCCCUCGGCCGCCCGCCACACCACCCCUCGAGGUUUGUCUCCCAAGCGGCUGCUGGAGUUCAUCAUGCCCGAACUCAACCUGCACUGCCUCCGCUUGGCUUCAAACUCCCCCAAGGUCCGCGAUACCUUGCUGAAGUUGGACGAACAGGGGCUGAAUUUCCAGCGCAAGGUCGGCGUCAUGUACUGCCGAGCCGGCCAGAGUUCCGAGGAGGACAUGUACAACAACGAGAGCUCCGGCCCGGCGUUUGAGGAGUUUUUGGAUCUGCUGGGCGAUCGCGUGCGACUGAAGGGCUGGGAGAAAUACCGAGCUCAGCUGGACAACAAGACCGACUCCACGGGGACGCAUUCCCUCUACACCCGCUACCAGGACUAUGAGAUUAUGUUCCAUGUGUCCACCAUGCUGCCCUACACAGCCAACAAUACUCAACAGCUGCUGAGGAAACGCCACAUCGGCAACGACAUUGUCACCAUCGUGUUCCAGGAGCCCGGCGCGUUGCCCUUCACGCCAAAGUCCAUCCGCUCCCACUUCCAACACGUCUUCAUCAUUGUACAGGUUCACGAGCCCUGCACAGACAACACCUAUUACAGGGUGGCUGUGACGCGCUCGAAAGACAUGCCAUUAUUUGGCCCGCUCUUCCCUAAGGGCGCCCUGUUCCCUCGCUCGCCGGCAUUCAGAGACUUCCUCCUGGCCAAGGCGGUCAACGCCGAGAACGCCGCCGAGAAGUCUGAAAAAUUCCGCUCCAUGGCCACCCGCACGCGACAGGAAUACCUGAAGGACUUGGCUGAAAACUACGUGACCACCACGCCCAUCGACUCCUCCACCAAGUUCCCGCUGCUCUCCCUGGGAGGCAAGCGCAAAGACAAGCUGAAGGGCGCCAAGGGGGCGGAGCUGCACAGCGCCGGGGCGCUGGUGUGGGCCGUGACGGCGGACGGCGGGGAGGACGGCGAGGCGGGAGAGCGCAAGCUGCCCUGUCUGCUGGGCGUCUCCGCCGAGUCGGUGGUGCUCAUCGAGAGGUGCACGCGCAGGGUGGUGUUUAACUGCUCCUGCAGGGACGUCAUCGGCUGGAAGGCGGUGGCCGAAAGCAAAGAAGGCGGGCCCCACUUGGACAUCUUCUACGAGCGCGGCGAGUCGGUGUCCAUUAGCGUGAUGGAGAGCCAGGCGGAGGAUUUGAGAGAGGUGCUGCAGAGGCUGGAGUUAGUCACUCGGGGUUGCGAGGCCCUGGAGGUCACGCCGCUACGUGACGGCGUGGGCCAGCCCGGCUUUCUGAUGAACGAGGAGGGCUUCGUGACGGAUCUGCAGCGCUUCUGCUACGCCGAGAGCGGCGGCCUACAGCUGUGGGCUCGCGUGGUGCGCCUGUGCGGCCACUCCCUGGUCCACCUCAGCGCGGACGAGAGGACCAGGCUGCUGCGCACGGCGCACAAAAUCCACAUCACCGUCAUCCCGCCGGAUGAGAACGGGAAACCCCGCAGGAGCUUCUCUGAGCUGUACCAGAAAGCCAUCAAGGAUGCGGAGUGUAAGCCCGGCGAGGACCAGUCCAGCGAGGCCUGGGUGCUCGACGAGCGAGAAGAAGACGACGAAGAAGCGGACAAGCGGCCGAAGGGGGACGGCAUCACCGAGGCGGACGCGGCCGAGGUCCAGGUGGAAGGCGACGGGGCGGAAGAGCAUCAAGGGCCAAGCGAGAGAGGUGUCGCCGACUCGCUACUGCUGCCACCGAGCCUACCCUUGUUACGGGCCACUUCCCUGCAGGACCAAACGUCCAACCGGGACCAGGAGGGCUCGCAGCUCACCCGCAGCUUCUCUUUAGAGAGGCAUUCAUCCUACAGCGACACGUGUGAGGGACACAUUUACGACAAUGUGGCCUUGAAAGAGGACCGCCACAUCUAUAAGAAUGUCGGCGAGCUGAGAGAUGCCACGCCUGAUCUGAUACUGGCGGUCAAGCCCAAAUUUGCCCCGGAGGACCAACAGUUCAUUGCGGCCUUGGGUGACGACAAAGCUUCAGCGAGCGAAUCGUCUCUCUCCUCCUCCAGGUUGUCAUGCGUGGACCGAGCCGAGAGGAACUCGCGAGCCUUAAGUCUUCACAACUCCAUCACCAAGAUUCUCUCGGAGACAACGGAUUCGACCGAAGAAGAGUGGCAGUCCAUCGCUGACCUGGCCACGGCCUGCCGCAGCAUCCUGGAGGCUCUGUCACGCGAGGAUCGGAAAGCUGGAGACCCAUCGGGAGGUGAGACGGAUGGCAAGAUGAACACAAGGGAGAGUGACUCUCCAGGCCACCUGGAGGAGAAAGUGUCACAGCUGGAGGCCACGCUGAAGAAGCUGCAGGAUGACCUGCAAAAGCACCAUUUCGGGUUGUCGAGCGAUGUCAUUCCACCUCCCCUCCCUUUCCGUUCCUGCCACACGCAGCGAUCUGAGAGACGGCCUCUUGUUUUUGUUUGUGUGCCCGUGUCUUCCAGGAGAAGGAGGACAAGGCAAUGCUGCAGGCCGAGGUGCAGAGCCUGCGGCAGAACAACCAGCGGCUGCAGGAAGAGUCGCAGAGCACGGUGGCGCGCCUCAUCAAAGUCACCGAGCUUCUGUGCAACGUCAACAAACCCUGUUAGCCCGCCGCCUCCGCCGCCUCUUAACUGCUCCUCCGGCACGACAACAAUCAGCUGAACGAUGUCAUGUGGGCGCUCGGCCUCCGAACAUGGCAUGCACAUCCUCCAUAAACUACUAGAACCCCCCCCCCCCCACUCCCUGGUGGUGAAGGUGGAUGCAAAUAGACUCCUAAAAGUAAUGACAUUCCCUGACAAGUGUGUACUUCUGGCUGCUGUUAAGUGUGCUCUGCCUGAGUGAUCUCACUGCGCGUGUGUGUGUUUGUGUGUGUGCGUGUGUGUCGCAUGUGUGCGCAUCUUCUACUGUACUUUACUCCAAAUACUUGACAAGCUGGGUUGAUCAGCACUUCCAUUUUAAGUCAGGACGACUGAGAGCGGCAUGUUGAUGUGAAAAUUGACCAAAAGUGUACACAUUCAGCUUAGAGAAUCGUGUGUGCGUAUGUGUUUGUGUGUGUGUGCACCACUUAAAUGUGAAGAGUUGUGUUACAUUCUAGGAAGGUCUUAAAAGACGGCGUUUUAAAAAAAUGACAAGGAAAAGGUUGCAUCACGCCAAUCUCUUUCUUCUUAGUCGUACUGUACUCACGUUUUAGGAAGGGAUGGUCCUAAUAAUCCCUCGAUGAAUGCACACGAGGGGGAAAAACAAGAUGUGUUGACGGUGUACGCGCACUGGAAAAAAAACGGGGUUCCCUUGAAGACUCACAAUGGCAGGAAAGAAGCGUUUCCUUCCAUGACUUGUUUUCCUCUAACCUCGCUCUAAUGUUGUAGCGGCCACGCUGUGGAGGUUCUCCUCCUACUGGCCUUCGCCAAGCCAAACGGCAGCUUGUAUAGCUUUUAGGUGUCAUGGAAACACCAUUUCACACAACAAUAGUCCGAAUAUUGCAUCGAACAUACCGGCUGGCUGGCUUAUGAGUGGUAGCGGUGAGAGGAAAUCUUCCCAACCUGAUUUCUGUUUUGUUUUCUGGAAUCUUCCUUGCACUUUUUUUAAAAAAAAAGUCAAAUCAGCACCGGACAGAGGCACACAUUGGAUUUGAGUUAUCCUGCCAGUGCUCUUCCCUCUACUUUACCUCACUUUUUGUAUGUGUGUGUGUGUGUGUGUGCACACCGCUAUCGAGGUGUGUGUUUCAAAAGAGACUGAUUGCUGCUCCUCAGUGCCAACUAACGCCCAGGCAGCUCUUCGAGCGUUCCACCAGGAAUCAAGAUCCUUCCAUCCGUUGCUUUUUUUUCCUUUUUUUCUCCAAAACACCCACUCAGACUCUCAAUGCUCUUAGUGUACAAAUUUUCUCUUGUAAUGUUAUUUUAGAGUCACUGUGAAUACCCGGUACCAGCAUAUAAAGAUACAGUAUAUACAGAUGAAAUUAUGAAUCUAAUGUUUAUUAUUAUCCGUAUGCGAGGAUGCUUUGUUCCAGCUCCUGUUAAACAGAUGACGUCAUCUCGUGGUCACGCCGAAGCCGCCAGACUGAACUAUCGGUGUGAGAAGACCUGUUUUGAACUGUGUCUCGUCGUUGUUGUUGUUUCGAUUGUUAAGAGGUCGCUGAAGCAUGAGAAUGUGCCAAGCAACGUCCAAACUUCCCCCUCUUGUUUGUGGAUGUGUGCGCGCGUGCGUCGACGUGUAAUUUAUUAAUCAUGUAAACGUGUGGAUUUUAUUGUAGCUGUUGAAACUCGAGGGGAGCUGAUUGGAGGGGGUGGAAAAAAAUGGGAACAAGUAGAAGAAGGCAAGGCGAGCUUGGUUUGAAAGGUGACCGUGGGAGCCAGCGAUGGUGAAAAAAAUCAUAUCUGUAAAGCUUCGCGUUGUAGCUUUCAAGAGGUCUUUUUUUUCAACACCAUCGGGUACGCCUUAACGAGCGAGAUCCUGACAGGACGGUCAAAGUGUGAGUUCGCUGACUUUGUGCCUAACUGCAAAUGUAAUGUAUGUUGAGCCAGCUGACUUUUCUCAUUUCGCACCGACUCGCCCUUUCAGUUGCAGGCGAUUUAACAUCGGAUCUUUCAUCUGCUGUGUGAGCAAAAUUGAUUUCGGAUGAUGAUGAUGUGUUGUUGUUGUUGUUGGGCUGAACAGUGAAGCAAUCGGGUAAAUAUACGAUUUGGAAAAUUGAACUAAAGUGGAAAAAGGGGUGCUUCACGUGACUUGAUGAUGCGUUGCAAUCAAGUUGAAACAGACAUGAAUGUCUUGAAUGUCCUAAAGUUUCUCAAUACUCAUUUACGGGCAUUGCGUUUGAAAAUAAAUCAUAUCUGAAAGCCCAUUCAAUUUGAAGGACACAAACAA
Hippocampus zosterae (dwarf seahorse) is the source of this 7104-nucleotide messenger RNA. RefSeq names its product signal-induced proliferation-associated 1-like protein 2. The coding region runs from base 991 to 4905 and encodes 1304 amino acids. Gene Ontology annotation, molecular function: GTPase activator activity. Gene Ontology annotation, cellular component: cytoplasm; plasma membrane; Golgi apparatus. Gene Ontology annotation, biological process: establishment of epithelial cell polarity; activation of GTPase activity; regulation of small GTPase mediated signal transduction. Lineage: Eukaryota; Metazoa; Chordata; Actinopteri; Syngnathiformes; Syngnathidae. The transcript has 20 exons. The record is from RefSeq and is a predicted model, not a curated record.